Messenger RNA from Eurypyga helias (sunbittern), 393 nucleotides. RefSeq names its product xylosylprotein beta 1,4-galactosyltransferase, polypeptide 7 (gene B4GALT7). The annotation marks the transcript as partial. Lineage: Eukaryota; Metazoa; Chordata; Aves; Eurypygiformes; Eurypygidae. The record is from RefSeq and is a predicted model, not a curated record. The transcript is spliced from 4 exons. Gene Ontology annotation, biological process: proteoglycan biosynthetic process; carbohydrate metabolic process. Gene Ontology annotation, molecular function: xylosylprotein 4-beta-galactosyltransferase activity.
ACCUACGUGGGCGGCAUCCUGCUGCUCACCAAGCAGCACUACGAGAUGUGCAACGGCAUGUCCAACCGCUUCUGGGGCUGGGGUCGGGAGGACGACGAGUUCUAUCGACGGAUCAAAGGAGCCGGUCUCCAGGUUCGCCGUCCCUCUGGAAUCACGACUGGAUAUGAGACUUUCCAGCACCUGCACGACCCAGCCUGGCGGAAGAGAGACCAGAAGCGCAUUGCUGCGCAGAAGCAGGAACAGUUUAAGGUGGAUCGUGAGGGAGGUCUGAACAACGUGAGGUACCAAAUCGAGUCACGGACAGCUCUGAGUGUGGCAGGAGCCCCUUGCACCGUUCUUAAUAUCUUGUUGGACUGUGACACAAGUGAGACCCCUUGGUGCACGUUUGGCUGA